AUGUCGACAUCAGCUCGCCGUCGUCUUAUGCGAGACUUCAAGCGCAUGCAAACGGAUCCCCCCGCGGGUGUCUCGGCCUCGCCGGUAGCUGACAAUGUUAUGACCUGGAAUGCCGUCAUUAUAGGCCCUGCAGACACGCCAUUCGAAGAUGGCACUUUCCGCCUGGUGAUGAACUUUGAGGAACAAUACCCCAACAAGCCUCCUGGUGUCAAGUUCAUCAGUCAAAUGUUUCACCCUAAUGUUUAUGGUACUGGUGAACUCUGCCUGGACAUUCUCCAGAACCGCUGGAGUCCAACAUAUGACGUGGCGGCCAUUUUGACAAGUAUCCAGAGUUUGCUUAAUGACCCCAACACCUCUUCCCCAGCCAAUGUCGAAGCCUCGAACCUCUACAAGGACAACCGCAAAGAAUACAUUAAACGUGUCCGGGAGACCGUCGAGAAGAGCUGGGAUGAUUGA
Penicillium odoratum is the source of this 456-nucleotide messenger RNA. It is a transcript of the gene ubc2, whose product is annotated as E2 ubiquitin-conjugating protein RAD6. The transcript is spliced from 4 exons. The record is from RefSeq and is a predicted model, not a curated record. Gene Ontology annotation, molecular function: ubiquitin conjugating enzyme activity. The coding region runs from base 1 to 456 and encodes 151 amino acids. Lineage: Eukaryota; Fungi; Ascomycota; Eurotiomycetes; Eurotiales; Aspergillaceae. Gene Ontology annotation, biological process: proteasome-mediated ubiquitin-dependent protein catabolic process; protein polyubiquitination; DNA repair. Gene Ontology annotation, cellular component: HULC complex.